GUCUACUGCCCCCACAAAUUACGUGCUCUUGCCCAGGGAAUCCCUCUUUCUGAGCUCCUUUUUGAAUGGGGUGGGGGCAAAACAGGUUAAUGGAAAAAAUACAUGGAGAUAUCUGAAUGUGAAGAUGGAGGGGAGAGGUUCAAGAAGGCAUGUGGAAAGAAAGAUAAGGUGAGCAUUGGCAGAGGGAGGAGAUUAAGAGACUUUGGUGACUCAGGGUUUUGGAAGGAGCACGGAAGAGUAAGAUCUAAAGAAAGACAGAAGCCCCGUGACAAGACUCCUUGGACAUCCAGGUUUGAUUACUUGUGUGAUGCGCAUACCUGCCUGGGCACUGGGACAAAGAGGGGAGUAAUCACGAGAAGACACCAUGGCAUCUAAAGAUCAAUCCGACUAUGACAUGGAUAUAGAGAAAGCACUGGAACAAGUGGACUUUAGUGAUUCAGAAGCAACUCCGUACACUGAGAGCCAAAGCGAUGGUGAGCAGAAGAGGAGAUCUACUCUGUACAAAUUCCUUAGACAAUCUGCAUUUUGGGAGAUUCGGGGAUCAUAUAAUCUGAACAGGAGGAGGCGAAUGAAAGAUAAAAGGCAGGGUGGACAAUAUCGUGUAAAGCAAAAGCCAUUUGAAGAAGAAGAAGAGGCGUCUGCACCAGAUUUCCCUCCUUUGGCUCCAGCCUUUAUCCCACCUAGACACAGAACAGACGAGGUCUACAUAGAGCUGCAUGAGUUGACAAUGGAUGCCCACAAUGAGAUGCGUUGGGUAGAGGCUGCUCGUUGGUUGAAGGUGGAGGAGGAUUACCAGGAUGAUAUUAGGCAAUGGGGUAAACCUCAGAUCUCCUAUCUCACCUUUCACAGUCUUUUGGAGGUACAUCGUGCAUUCCAGAAAGGAACGGUGCUUCUGGAUCUUGCUGAGAAGACACUUCCUGGUAUAUCCAGCCAAGUCAUUGACCAGAUGAUUUAUGAAGACCGUCUAAAGCCCCAAAACAGAGAUGAGGUCCUAAGAGCCCUUCUUCUACAACACAGCCGUCCUGAUGAAGAAAUUAUAAAAGUGGGGGACCCAGAAAGUGGGCAACCUCUGCUACAUUCAUUGGAGAUGAAAACUAUGCCUGAACAGGAACAGAAGAAAAGUCCGCUGGCUGAACGUGUGCCAGAAAAUGCAGAAGCCUCCAUUGUUCUGGUGGGAUGUGUCUCUUUCUUGGAACAACCAACUCUUGCCUUUGUGCGCCUAAAAGAAGCAGUUUACUUAGACACUGUCCUGGAGGUUCCUCUACCCAUUAGGUUUCUGUUUGUCCUACUGGGCCCUGACAACUCAAAUAUCAGCUACCAUGAAGUAGGAAGGGCAGUGUCCAGUAUGAUGGCUGAGAGGGUGUUCCGCAAUGAAAUGUAUCUUGCUGAAGGGCGUCAGGACCUCAUUAAGUCUCUGGAGGAUUUCUUGGAAUACAGUAUAGUUCUACCCCCCUGUGACUCUCCUGAUGGGCAACUUCUGAAGGACCUGGUACCUGUGCAAAAGAACCUGCUCAGAAAGAGAUACCAGGUGGAAAAAGAGCUUGGGAGAAUCAAACCAGAAAUCCCUGAUGAACCACCCGAGGACCCCUUGCGUCGAACUGGAAAGAUAUUUGGGGGUCUUGCACGUGACAUACGCCGGAGAUAUCCCAAGUAUCUGAGUGACAUCACGGACGCCUUGAACCCCCAGUGUUUGGCAGCUGUCAUCUUCAUCUACUUUGCCGCCCUCUCCCCGGCUAUCACAUUUGGCGGGUUAAUGUCUGAGAAGACGAACAGAUGGAUGGGUGUAUCAGAACUGCUGGUAUCCACGGCUGUGCAAGGUGUUGUGUUCUGCAUUUUUGGAGCUCAGCCCCUUCUCAUCCUUGGAUUCUCUGGACCACUGCUUGUCUUUGAAGAGGCCUUUUAUAAUUUCUGCGAGAGCCAGGGAAUUGAGUACAUUGUGGGCCGAGUAUGGAUUGGAUUCUGGCUGAUCCUCAUUGUAAUUAUUGUAGUGGCCUUCGAGGGAAGUUUCCUUGUCCGGUUUAUCUCCAGAUUCACGCAGGAAAUAUUUUCCUUUUUAAUCUCACUUAUUUUUAUCUACGAGACCUUCGCUAAGCUGGUGACAAUCUUCAGUAAACAUCCCCUACAAGGUCAUUACAAUCAAACAACUGAGAUUGACCUCGCCAAGGCCCCUCAACCCAACACAGCUCUGCUGUCCCUAGUGUUGAUGUUCGGAGCUUUCUUAAUUGCAUUCUUCCUGCGUCAGUUCAAAAACAGCGGCUUCUUUCCUGGGAAGCUGCGUCGGAUCGUUGGAGAUUUUGGUGUGCCCAUUGCUAUUUUACUAAUGGUGGUGGCUGAUUACUUUAUUAAAGACACUUACACACAGAAACUCAGCCUUCCCAAGGGUCUCAGUGUUUCCAGACCUGAAAACCGUACCUGGUUUAUCCCACCCCUUGGAUUCAACACAGUUGACAAUCCCUUUCCUAUCUGGAUGAUGUUUGCCUCAGUAGUCCCCGCCCUGCUGGUCUUUAUCCUUAUUUUCAUGGAGUCUCAAAUAACCACGCUAAUUGUCAGUAAGCCAGAAAGGAAAACAAUAAAGGGCUCUGGCUUCCAUUUGGAUCUCCUCUUGAUUGUGGGCAUGGGAGGGGUAUGCGCACUUUUUGGGAUGCCCUGGCUUAGUGCCACCACAGUGCGUACUGUAACCCAUGCUAAUGCCCUCACAAUUACCAGCAAAGGGGAUAAACCUCAGAUAGAGCGGGUUAUCGAACAGCGGAUCAGUGGUUUUCUGGUGGCCAUCCUUGUUGGUGUGUCCAUCCUUAUGGAACCUAUUCUCACCCUCAUUCCCUUGGCUGUCCUAUUUGGGAUUUUCCUGUACAUGGGUGUGACCUCCCUAAAUGGAAUCCAGUUGUUCGAUCGCAUCUUACUCAUGCUAAAGCCACCAAAGUAUCACCCAAAUGUACCAUUUGUCACAAGGGUUAAGACCUGGCGCAUGCACAUCUUCACACUGAUUCAGACCCUGUGCCUGGCAGUAUUAUUUGCUGUGAUGUUUACCCCAGCUUCCCUGGCACUUCCCUUCAUCCUGAUCCUGACGGUGCCAGUCCGCAUGUUCCUCAUGCCCUUCAUCUUCAAUAAACUGGAACUCAAAUGUCUGGACUCUGAAGAUGCAUCUGUGAACCUGGAGGAGGAAGAAGGCCAGGAUGUCUAUAAUGAGGUCCAGAUGCCCAUUUAAAGGACCCAAAUAAUACUUAGAAUAUUACCUUUAACAGAAUGCCACCUUAAAUUGAGCCAAAUGUUAGUUGAGGGAAAAGGUUGCUCCAAUCUAUUGAUAGUAUAUAUAUGCUUUCAGCAAUGUAUUACCUCGAACCCUUCUGGGUUAUGUCGUUCUGCCUGGGAAAGUUAUAUAUAUCAAACCCUUAGCAACCAAUCCAGAUUUUUUUUUUAUUAUUAUUUUUAUUAUAACUGCCGUUGCCCAGUAAAGGCUAAGUACUGAUUGGUAGCUAUGGAUUACUGCUCCAGGGGCAAAACAACCCAUAAGGAACUUCAUAACCUCAUUUGAAAUGUUGCCAGUGCCUUCAAAAAAGGUAAUUAUGUAGCAUAAGUAAGGAUUUUUUCUACUUUUUUUUUUUGUUUGUUUGUUUUCAAUUGGCCCAGAAUAUUAAUCCCUACAAUGUCAUGAUAUUAGCAGUUUGUAACCAUAGUGCCACAUAUUGUUUUGCCUGGACAUUAAUGAUGCACAUGUCAUAGAUUCCUCCUCUGCCUGGCCUAACCCAAACUUGAUGCACUGCACCGCUUUAUAUACCUGUGCCUUCCAAAUCUUUGAUGUCCUUGGAGUAUAUAAGUAUGCACUGCCCUAUGAUUCAUGGGGCUGGGACACUGUGGAGAAAUCAAACCUACCACUGGGGGCAAUUGGCCAGGCCAAACCCUCUCUCCCUGCUUUAGUAAACUGCUAAUAUCUUAUAUGUAAAACUAAAGCACCGCCUGCUGUUUGGCCCAGGUAAGGGUCAGAAGAAACAGAAAAAGUUGAAUUGACUAAAGGAAGAAGCAUCGCCUGGCGCUUCCCUGCUCAGUUUAAUCACUCCUACCACAAAUUGGAACUGAGCAGGGAAAUGGCAAGAGAUGCUUCCUCCUUUAGCAAAUUCAGCUUCUGCUGCUUUGCCUGUGCCUUGCUGUGAAAAGUGCUAAUAUCAUGAAAUCUACAAAAAGAAUUUAGUAUAAAUUGCAAAAGUGCAAAGAACAGAACUCUCAGCAAUUUUAAAUUAGAUUAAAUGGUAGGAUAUGUCUCCUUUAAAAUGCUAACAUUUCCAGAUCAUUCCUCUUUUAUUUCUAUGCUUUAUUUUUUAUGAUGUGUGCUUGAUCUACCCCUUGUAAAUAUACCUCAAAUCGUAUAUAUUGUGCUAGAAUCUAAUAUAUUUUAAACAAAGCUAAAAAAAAUUGCAAAUAUAAUUAUAUCUAUAAAUCUAUUUAACAGAUUUUUUUUUAUUAUAAAUCACUGCUAUUUUUGAAGGGAUAUCCAAAAAAAAGUACAGAGGUUUUUUUAAAAUUUGGCUUAUGAAUUCAUGAACGACAUGAAAAGUUUUAGGAUUAUCAUUACUAGCAUUUAAGUGUCAGAGUUGCGCUUUGCAAUAAUGGAUUUUUUUAGACAUUCUUCAAUGUAAUAUUUUAUACAAUGAAUAAAAUCCCUUUUUGAAAUA
Messenger RNA from Xenopus tropicalis (tropical clawed frog), 4667 nucleotides. RefSeq names its product solute carrier family 4 member 1 (Diego blood group) (gene slc4a1). The record is from RefSeq and is a predicted model, not a curated record. Bases 365 to 3205 code for a protein of 946 amino acids. Gene Ontology annotation, cellular component: membrane; basolateral plasma membrane; cytoplasm. Lineage: Eukaryota; Metazoa; Chordata; Amphibia; Anura; Pipidae. Gene Ontology annotation, molecular function: cytoskeletal protein binding; solute:inorganic anion antiporter activity; monoatomic anion transmembrane transporter activity. Gene Ontology annotation, biological process: monoatomic anion transmembrane transport; chloride transmembrane transport; monoatomic anion transport. The transcript is spliced from 22 exons.